Kogia breviceps (pygmy sperm whale) is the source of this 1007-nucleotide messenger RNA. Its product is annotated as glutamate dehydrogenase 1, mitochondrial-like. The record is from RefSeq and is a predicted model, not a curated record. NCBI's taxonomy places the organism in Eukaryota, Metazoa, Chordata, Mammalia, Artiodactyla, Physeteridae. Gene Ontology annotation, molecular function: L-glutamate dehydrogenase (NAD+) activity. Gene Ontology annotation, cellular component: mitochondrion. Gene Ontology annotation, biological process: L-glutamate catabolic process.
AAAUUGGUGCGAUGCCCUUUCCCUGUGCCCCCAGGUCCUGGCAUUGAUGUGCCUGCCCCAGACAUGAGCACAGGCGAGCGGGAGAUGUCCUGGAUUGCUGACACCUAUGCUAGCACCAUAGGGCACUAUGAUAUUAAUGCCCAUGCCUGUGUUACCGGUAAGCCCAUCAGUCAGGGUGGAAUCCACGGACGGAUCUCUGCUACUGGUCGGGGAGUUUUCCAUGGGAUUGAAAACUUCAUCAAUGAAGCUUCUUACAUGAGUAUUUUAGGAAUGACACCAGGAUUUGGAGAUAAAACAUUUGUUGUUCAGGGAUUUGGUAAUGUGGGCCUGCACUCUAUGAGAUAUUUACAUCGUUUUGGUGCUAAAUGUGUUGGUGUUGGUGAAUCUGAUGGGAGCAUAUGGAAUCCAGAUGGUAUUGACCCAAAGGAACUGGAAGACUUCAAAUUGCAACAUGGAACAAUCCUGGGCUUCCCCAAAGCAAAGAUCUAUGAAGGGAGCAUCUUGGAGGCUGACUGUGACAUAUUGAUCCCUGCUGCCAGUGAGAAGCAGCUGACCAAGUCCAAUGCACCCAGAGUCAAAGCCAAGAUCAUUGCUGAAGGUGCCAAUGGACCGACAACUCCAGAAGCUGAUAAGAUUUUCCUAGAGAGGAACAUCAUGGUUAUUCCAGAUCUCUACUUGAAUGCUGGAGGAGUGACAGUGUCUUACUUUGAGUGGCUGAAGAAUCUAAAUCAUGUCAGCUAUGGCCGUUUGACCUUCAAAUAUGAAAGGGAUUCUAACUACCACUUGCUCAUGUCUGUUCAAGAGAGUUUGGAAAGGAAAUUUGGAAAGCAUGGUGGAACUAUUCCCAUUGUACCCACAGCAGAGUUCCAAGACAGAAUAUCGGGUGCCUCUGAGAAAGACAUCGUGCACUCUGGCUUAGCUUACACCAUGGAGCGCUCUGCCAGGGUAUGUACACAGAUGCUGUUUGCGUUUCUGGUAGUUACGUGAAGUAUAGCUCAACUGUGUCA